CGGCCGUCCUCUCAGCAUUCCGCCGACCGCCGGUAUUAUUUCUGAUGUGCAGGCCGCUGCCUGUUUUCCGCCACGGCACCUACCUGACGCGUCACCGGAAUAACCAACGUAGUGUGAAGUAGUGAGGACGGACGUUGUCGUCAUUUGCUGUAAAAAUCGGAGUUUGUAACUUAACUUUUUUGCCAGGCUCCUCCCACUGCCCCAGCUGACAUCCCUCCUCAGCUGGACCUCUGGGUCGGAGCUCAUAAACACAACGUUUGACUCCAAAACCUGGCCCAAAGUUUUACCUUUCAUGAGCCAGUAGCAGCCUGACCUCUUAACACCCCCUUAUGCCUGCUGUUGACCGCUGGGUAGACUGACACGGUGAGCAGGAGACAGAUCCGGCUCCAGGAUGCCGGGGUCCCUUCCAUUCUACCAGAAGCACCAGCGCCACUACGACCACGACUACCGCAGCUCCGAGACCCAGGCGCUGGUUAGCAAGUACCGCGCUAGCAGCAGAAGCAGUAGCGGCUAUCCUGCCCACACCUGCACCAGUGGUGGCUAUCCUGCCCACACAUGUAACAGUGGCUACGCACCCCACAUCUGUACGGGCCACGGCCUGACCAGCGCCAGAACCAGCACCAGCAGGGGCCUCACAGCGUCUUCCUACUCUGGGUUGGAGCAGAGCAGCCAGCUGACCAAGAGAGCCAAGGCCACACAUCUUGCGGUGGACAGGGAACACCACAUCAUCGGCUACGUAGUGCCGAUCUUCAGGGGCAGUCGGGAGUUUGCUGGUGGUUAUUCGGGUGUAGAAGAUUCACGCUUGAAGGCGACGUCUGCCUCCAUGUGGGGUCAGGAUCAUUUUACGAGUGGGCUGGAGAUGGAGAGGUCAGAGGUCAGCUCCAGGAAGGUGACCAUACGCGAAUCAGCUGAACGCAUCUCCCUCAGCAAAACGAUCUAUGAAAACGAGGAACACAGCAAGAGAAUGAACAAGGACAGCCUGAUGCACGCGCCAGAGUUUGUGAUCAAACCACGCUCACACACGGUGUGGGAGAACCAGAGUGUACGCCUACACUGCACCCUAAGCGGAUGGCCAAACCCACAUGUGGUGUGGUACAAAAACAAUGUGACCAUCGACCCCAUUGCCCACCCGGGCAAAUAUAAGAUAGAGAGCAGCUACAGUGUCCACUCCCUGGAGAUUGACAGAUGUGAUUUCGACGACACGGCGCAGUACCACGUGUCUGCCAUGAACGCAAAGGGGGAGCAGUCUGCUUACGCCUCGGUUGUGGUCAAGAGAUUUAAAGGAGAAAUGGACACGUCAGCACCUUCACCCAGACGGUCCUAUCCACGAGUGGGCCAGGUGUCUGAGUACGGCAUCACCUUUAAGACCCACAUCGUGGACACGUUUGGCGUCUCCUUCGGCCGGGAGGGCGAGACCAUGAGCCUGGGCUGCACGGUCAUCAUCCACCCCAACCUGGAGCGCUACCAGCCCGGCGUGGAGUGGUACCGCGACGACGUGCUGCUGGCGCCCAGCAAGUGGCAUCAGAUGCACUGGAGCGGCGACCGCGCCACCCUGACCCUCACGCACCUCAACAAGGAGGACGAGGGCCUGUACACCCUCCGCGUCACCACCAAGUCCGGAUACGAGACCUACUCUGCCUACGUCUUUGUCAGAGAUGCGGAUGCGGAGGUGGAAGGGGCCCCUGGGGCCCCCCUGGACGUGCGCUGUCUGGACGCCAACAAAGAUUACGUCAUUGUCUCCUGGAAGCAGCCGGCGGUGGACGGAGGGAACUCCAUCCUGGGAUACUUUGUGGACAGGUGUGAGGUUGGAACCAACCACUGGAUCCAGUGCAACGACACCCCCGUCAAGUUCGCCCGCCUCCCCGUCACCGGGCUGGUGGAGGGGCGGUCCUACGCCUUCCGCGUGCGGGCCGUCAACAAGAGCGGCAUGAGCCGCCCGUCACGCACCUCUGAACCCGUGGCCGCCGUGGACGCCGCCGACCGCGCCCGCAUGAGAGGAACCUCGGCCCCCGUGACUGGUCAGAUCAUCGUGACGGAGGAGGAGCCAGCAGAGGGCGUGGUUCCCGGGAAACCCCUUGAGCUGGAGGUGACCGAGGCGACCAAGAACUACGUGGUCCUGAGCUGGAAGCCCCCUGGAGAGAGAGGUCACGAGGGCAUCAUGUACUACGUGGAGAAGUGUGUGUCCGGGACGGACAGCUGGCAGAGGGUGAACACAGAGAUCCCGGUGAAGUCCCCCCGCUUCGCGCUGUUCGACCUGGCCGAGGGGAAGUCCUACAGCUUCAGGGUUCGCUGCUGCAACUCAGCCGGGGUGGGGGAGCCGUCCCCCCCCACCGAGGCCACCACCGUGGGAGACAAGCUGGAUGUCCCAGCCGCCCCAGAGCGUGUGGUGGCGACCAGGAACACAGCCACGUCGGUGGUGGUCUCCUGGGAGAAGUCCCGCCAUGCCAAGGACCUGGUGGGCUACUACAUAGAGACCAGCGUGGUGGGCAGCGACACCUGGGAACCCUGCAACAACAAGCCUGUACCAGGGUCCAGGUUCGUGUGCCAUGGCCUGGUGACCGGCGAGACCUACGUGUUCAAAGUGAGAGCGGUGAACGCUGCUGGUAUUAGCAUGAGCUCUCAGGAGUCUGAGCCAGUCCUGGUCAAGGCCGCUAUUGGGGGCGGCAUUCCUCACGGUGUGUUGCCGGAAAUGGGGCCGGGAGGGAACAGGGGCGGACUAACCCAGCACGGGCCACGCUGGACGGACACGCAUGACACUGUCCAGCCCCCCGCUGACACUACCAUGCUAAGGGGCAACGCUCUGACUGACACGCCCACGCCCACGGCUAAAGCCGAGGCGAGCGUCGCGGCUAAUGCUAAGGCUAAUGCUAACUCAGUUGAGUCCCAAUAUCCCGCCACUAAGAGUCCAAACAAAGGCGCAAAGCGAGGCAGCGUCUCUUGGGCCCCCGAACUGGAGUCGGGAUCAGGUUCAGUAUCAGACGUGGUCUCAAACACGCCCCUAGCGGCGCCCAUAACGGCGCCCAUAACGGCUCCAAUAACGGCGGCCAUAACGCCGCCAAUAACGGCGCUCAUAACCCCGCCCCUAGCCCCAGCCUGCAAUGGUGAGGAAGAGGCCAUAGGGGGCAGCAGAGAGCCGUUAGAAAAGCGUAAGUUCUCUGUAGACGCCACGGCACAAAGACCCAGGAGAGACUCGACAGCCUCCCCUGCGCCCCCGUUUGGCAUCAGCGUCCUGGAGUGUGUCCGGGACUCCAUGGUGCUGGGGUGGAAGCAGCCCGCCUUUGUGGGCGGUUCAGAUAUCAUCGGCUACUUUGUGGACUAUCGCGAGGUCUUUGACGGCUUGGAGGGCCAGUGGCACGAGGCCAACAUUCAGUCGGUCAGCGACAGAGCCUACAGGGUGUGCGACCUGAAGGAAAACAAGAAGUACCAGUUCCAGGUGCGUGCGGCCAACAUGGCGGGGGUCGGCAUCCCAUCGUUGCCUAGCAACACCUUCCUAUGUGAGGAGUGGACCAUUGCUGUGCCAGGACCCCCUCACGAUCUCCAGGUGACCGAGGUACGCAGCAGCUCCCUGGUGUUGCUAUGGAAGCCGCCGGUUUAUCAGGGUCGCGACGCGGUCAACGGCUUCUACGUGGACAUCAAGGAGGCGGGGGCGUCUGAGGAGGCGUGGCGAGGCAUCAACAAGAAGGCAACCGACAGCAAGUUCAUCAAGAUCGAGAACCUGCAGGAAGGGGAGAAAUACGUGUUCCGUGUGCGAGCUCAGAACAACGCUGGUGUAGGAAACGCUUCUGAGGUUACAGAGCCCACCCUGGCCGAGACCAAAGCAGGUACCAAGGAGAUCAUGGUGGAUGUUGACGACGAUGGCGUCAUCUCCCUGAACUUCGAGUGCUCUGCGAUGAGCGCCGAAUCUAAAUUCGUCUGGUCCAAGAACUACGAGGAGAUCUCAGACACCGAACGCAUCGCCGUAGAAACCAAGGGAAGCAAGGCCAAAGCCUCGUUCCUCGCCCCUGGAGAGGAAGACAUUGGUGUAUACUCCUGUUCUGUCACACACACCGACGGAGCCUCUGCCAGCUACGACCUCACAGCAGAAGAGCUCAAGAAGCUUCUGGAGACCAGCCACGACCACAAGUUCCCCAUUAUUCCCCUGAAGUCGGAGUUGGCGGUGGAGCUACAGGAGAAGGGACGUGUUCGUUUCUGGCUGCAGGCAGAGAAGAUAUCCGCCAAUGGAAAAGUGGAUUAUGUGUUCAAUGACAACAGUCUGUCUGCAGGAGAGAAGUACAAGAUGAACUUUGACAAGAACACGGGCGUGAUCGAGAUGAUCAUGGAGUCCCUGACGCCGAAGGAUGAGGGGACAUUCACCUUCCAGCUGCAGGACGGCAAGGCCACCAACCAGUCCAGUCUGGUGCUGAUAGGAGAUGUGUUCAAGGCUCUCCAGAAGGAGUCUGAGUUCCAGAUGAAGGAGUGGGUCAGGAAACAAGGUCCUCACUUUGUGGAGUACCUUGGAUUCGAGGUGACUCCAGAAUGCUGUGUGAUCCUCAAGUGUAAGGUGGGGAACAUCAAGAAGGACACAGUGGCGUUGUGGCAGAAGGACGGCCAAGAGAUCAAGUCUGACCAGCAGCUCAGCUUCACAGAGGGAGUGCUGAAGCUGGAGAUCGCUCAGCGCGGCGCCCGUGCAGUCGCUGGUACAGCGGACACAGUCGACACAGUCGACGACGUUACCUGGAGACAACUUAAAAUCUCCAAGAAGGACGCCGGUGUGUACAACAUCGUUCUUAAGGACGACAGAGGGAAGGACACGUCUACGUUGAAUCUGACUGAUCAAGGCUUCAGGGAUAUGAUGAAUGAAGUGUUCAGUGUAAUUGCUAACUCCUCCACUGCCCUGAAGAUCACGAGCACAGACGAGGGAAUCCGCCUCUACACCUUCGUCAGCUAUUACAACGACCUGCUCCAAGUCACAUGGCACUACAAAGACUCAGCCAUCUCCUUCUCGGACCGCAUUAAGAGCGGAGUGGUGGGCGAGCAGCUGUGGCUGCAGAUCAAGGAGCCCACGGAGAAGGACACGGGGAAGUACGCUAUCGAGUUCAACGACGGCAAGGGAGGCCUGCGCCGCACCGUGGAGCUGUCCGGACAAGCGUUCGACGAUGCCGUCGCAGAAUUCAAGAGACUGAAGGCUGCUGCUAUCGCUGAAAGAAACAGGGCCCGGGUGAAAGGAGGUCUGCCUGAUGUGGUCACCAUCCAGGAGGGGAAGGAUCUGAACCUGACCUGCAACAUCUCCGGUGACCCCGUGCCCGAGGUGACCUGGCUGAAGAACGAACGGGAGAUCGUGUCCGACGACCACUUACUCCUCAAGUUUGAGUCAGGGAAGUUCGCCAGCUUCAUCAUCACGAAGGUGAACUCGGAUGACUCGGGCAAGUACAGCAUCCUGGUGAAGAACAAGUUCGGGACGGAGAGCGGGGAAUUCACCCUGCAAGUGACGCAGGGGCCCGUAGACCUGGGCGUGACCUCCUACCUGACCGACCAGGACGGGAACGUGAUGGUGGGCCCAAACACGACGCCGCCAAAGAAACGGACGCCCGCUACAGCGGGAACCAAGCAGAAGCCAAGCGACUCGCCAGUACCAAAGACCCCUCCGCCCGGAAAACAAGUCGACGGCAGAGAGAAUGUGGAGCAGGUAAAGGAGACGGGGAAAACGGUGACGGAGGACACCGCUGAAACACUGCCCGCUCCGACCGCAACCGGGACCACGCCAGAGACACCGCAACACCCAGACGCAGAGCUCUGCGAUGAGGCUGCCUCGCCCUCCGGGUCACCCGAGGAAACCACGGCACAGUGACACGGUGUUGCCUAAUGUCACGGAGAGACUGAAACCACACAGUUGGCAGCGUUUACACAUGUCUUCAGGCUGCGUGGUUCAAUCGUCUUUAUUGUCCCUGAACAGGGAUGCUUUUCAUGCAAUAUUUUCGGUUGAAAAUGUGUAUACAGGUGGAACUGGUUCAGGUACAACAUGAAGGCUGGUUAGUUUGUAAUGAUAAAUGGUUACAUCUAGGAUCAGGGGUUGUUAUGGUUAUGUGUGCUGUUGGAAAUUGUCAAGUUGAAGGGUUGGGAUGGUAAGAUGAAGGAGUUAGGUAUAUUGCUAGAUAUCACGGGUAGAGAUGGUUAUGUCUCAUUAGGUAAGAGAGGUUUGUUUAAAGGGUUGUGGUUAAGUUCAGGCUGUGUGGGCUACCAGUUGUGUCUGUUUCAUAUCUCCACUAAUGCUGUUACUAAUUAAAACCAGUAUUAUAUCAUAAGGCUUGAAGUGCGCGUGUGGAUGUAACAUUACGUAUUAUUGUAUUAUUACAUCAGUGGGAUCCCUGGACACUCGUUCACAUUAACAGUGUUUAAAUAUUAACAAUUGCUCAAACAUCUGCCCUAAUGCAACGCAUGCAUCACCUCAUGUCAACUAUGUUAGCGUUCAGGUAUCACGUAUCAUCAAGCCAUAAUGUAACUUGUGUUUUUAAACCGGCCUGCUGGUGUGUUUGUAUGGGUGUGGUUGCCUCGAUGCCUGUUUAAUAGUUUGAGUUGCUUCAAUAAAGAGGGUGUAACGGCGUU
Molecule: messenger RNA, 6582 nt
Organism: Gadus morhua (Atlantic cod)
Lineage: Eukaryota; Metazoa; Chordata; Actinopteri; Gadiformes; Gadidae
Gene: myom1b
Product: myomesin 1b
Exons: 42
Coding region: 392-5827 (1811 amino acids)
Biological process (GO): sarcomere organization
Cellular component (GO): M band
Molecular function (GO): protein binding
Source: RefSeq, a predicted model, not a curated record